AUUUAUUAUGUAUUUGGAGUUGGGCCAUUCCAAACACCCAUUCAUAUUGCAUGACACGCAUAUGAUCGAUCCUGAAAAGUACACAAUGCCCGAUCAUACUUAAUCCCCACGUUUGUUCGUCUUUUCCGAUCAUAUUCUUCACUCUCUUUCUCCACAGAUAAGAAAUUGAAGAUGGGGGCAAGAAAGAAAGAGUCCAAUUAUGCAAGCAAUAGAAAUUUAGGGAAAAAUCAACUAGGCGGUGUAAUAUUUGGUGCGACAAACCUCACAUUCAAUGAAUGCCUUUCAAAGCAACUCUUUGGUUUACCAAAGGAGCACCUUGAGUAUGUUGAAAAGAUUGUUCCUGGUUUGCCGUUGUUUCUAUUCAACUAUACGGAUAGAAAAUUGCAUGGUGUUUUUGAAGCGGCUAGCCAUGGCCAAAAAGAUAUAGAUCCGUACGCUUGGACUGUUGAAGGCAAACAAAAAACACCUUUUGCUGCUCAGGUUCAAGUACGUGUACAGUCAGCACGCCAACCACUAACCGAGACUCAGUUCAAGCCCGUGAUUUUGGACAAUUAUUUUACUCAAAACCAUUUCUGGUUCGAACUGGAUCAUGCGCAAACAAACAGACUAUUGUCUUUGUUUUCAUCUCAACCCGUUUCUCUUUUUACAACAAAUCUCUCAUUUGUACCUAAGAAAGCGGAAAACAGGCUUAAAGAGAAAAAAGUUUAUACGAGUUUCAGUGGCAAGACUGUAAGUUCGGAUACAUUAGAUGACCGUAUCAGGAAAGAUGAAGAGGAACAUGUGUGCAUGAAGCUUAAAGAACUCGCUUUAAACCGCAAAUUUUCUGACCCACCUACUGCCCGUGAAGAUGAAGCCACCCGCGUAAAUGUGGACCCACAAUCUGCUGCUCGUGAAGAUGAUACGACUGUCGAGAAUAAUACUUCUUUAAUGGAAGAUUCUAUUAUAGCUCAGUUGAUUGAGAAGGUGGAAGAUCUGAUGGCAUUUAAAACCGAGCAAACUAACAAGAUUGAAUUUUUAGAAAAGAAAGUUAUUUUCUUGGAGCAGAAUCUGGCUGAAGCACGAAAUGAAAUUCGGUAUCUGAAAGACCCGCGUAUAAAGUUGGAAAGUAUGGUGGGGCCCUCUGAGGAAUCUCAUACUAAAAAUGGGAUGACGUCAUCUAAUGCGUUCGAUUUGGAUAAGUCACCCGAUACCAAUCUAGACGGUUGUGAUGACUUGAUAUUUCUAGUUGGUGGAUAUGAUGGCAUGUCAUGGUUCUCAUCGCUCGAUGCCUAUUCACCUUCAAAUGAUUGUAUUAAGUCACGUAAACCAAUGAAUACCGCUCGAUGUUAUGCUCCUGUUUCGGUAUUAAAUGGUGAACUUUACGUGUUUGGUGGUGGAACUCGUGGUGUAUGGUAUGACACAGUCGAAUCAUAUAAUCCGGUUGUGAACGAGUGGACUGGUAGGCCAGCUCUAAAUGCCAAAAAGGGAAGCCUAGCUGGUGCGACUUUAAACGGCAAGAUUUACGCAGUUGGCGGUGGAAGUGAUGACGUAUUCUAUUCAGCGGUUGAGAUGUUAGACCUGGAUAUCGGAGCUUGGAUCCCAACACGAUCCAUGCUUCAGAAACGGUUUUCUCUGGCUGCAGCCACACUUAAUGGGGCGAUUUACGCUGUUGGUGGCUAUGAUGGAGAAAGCUAUUUGAAGUCUGCUGAAAGAUUUGAUCCUAGAGAACAUUCAUGGACGAGAAUUGAGAGCAUGAACACAAUGAGGGGCUGCCCUUGCUUGGUCAUUCUUAACGAAAAGUUAUAUGUUAUAGGUGGUUUUGAUGGAAAUGAUAUGGUUCCGAGUGUAGAGAUAUAUGAUCCUAGACGCGGGUCGUGGAUGAGCGGAGAGCCCAUGAAGUACCCCAGGGGGUUUUCAGCUGCAGCGGUGGUUAAUGAAUCCAUCUACGUUUUUGGUGGUUUAAAAUCCGGUGAUGAAAUCAAUGACACUGUUGAACGCUACAAGGAGGGCCAAGGGUGGGAAAGUCUUGAAACAAAGGCUAGUGGCCGGAGAUGCUUCUUCUCGGCUGUUGGUUUAUCAAGUUGAAUAUCGGUUGUUUUAGUUUGAAACCUUAAAAAAUUAAAAAAAAAUGUUGGUAUAAUGUGUUUUUACUUGUGGAUCUCCACAUUAAAUUUUGGAUGUGAAUGAUUUUUGGUAUGAGUUAAGAUUUGUGUUAUGUGUCC
Helianthus annuus (common sunflower) is the source of this 2201-nucleotide messenger RNA. Its product is annotated as kelch-like protein 5. Lineage: Eukaryota; Viridiplantae; Streptophyta; Magnoliopsida; Asterales; Asteraceae. The coding region runs from base 172 to 2064 and encodes 630 amino acids. Gene Ontology annotation, molecular function: protein binding. The record is from RefSeq and is a predicted model, not a curated record. Gene Ontology annotation, biological process: response to endoplasmic reticulum stress. The transcript is spliced from 11 exons.